AGGAGAUAACGUAUCUGAGAUAGGACAAAUUAAUAGUCGAAUAAUAUUAACAAAGUUAGUUUCUGCGAUUCUACAGAAAGUGAAGUGAUAGGUGAAUUUAGUGCAGUGUGAUCUGUUUCUUUAUGGACGUUUUGCUAAAUGGAUAUGAGUUAAAUACCUCAACAUGAGAGGCGUUUUAAGGAUAUCGCUAAUUUAUUUUAUAUUAGUUAUAGUAGGAGUAAACUGUGAUGACGUAAUAGUGGCAAUAAAUGAUGAUGUCACUGUAGCGCCGAAUGAAGCAGGCACCAUCUAUACGGUUUCGAUGAAUGAAAAUAACCACGAUUUUGAUGCUGGUGAUCAGGUGCUAGUACCUCUUUUCAAAAUUGUUGACGCAAAUGUUGUGCCAACAGUCAGUUUUGUCUCUACGUCCUUCCAAUAUUCUGUGCUGGAAAACGAAGAGGAAGCAUCAUCUUAUAUAUUUUAUGCGACUCAGUCUUUUGACUACGAGACUCAGCCCUCCCAGUACCUGUUCAACGUUUGGCUGAAUUUGGACUUUAGUCCAGUAGUUAAUUUUACUAUAAUUAAUAUAGAUGACGAACAACCCUCGUUGUCUCCACCGCAAUGCUCAUUUGACGAGAAUACAAUUUAUACAAAAGACAACAGCACCUGCUUUAGUAUAGUCUCAGACCCAGAUGGUUGGUUAGACCAGAUGACAUUUGAAAUCGUCAACGAUACUAACGAUGCACCGUACUUAUUUGAUUUCGAAUAUCGGGAAAUUCCUGAGGAUAACAUUUAUUCUGCAAACGUGUAUAUUACAGUUUUGGAAGAACUCAAUUAUCAGAAUAUAACAUUCUACUUAUUUGACGUCAGAGCAGAGGAUGGAGCUGGUCACUCUACCACACCGAGCGAGUUGGUGAGGGCUAUAAUAAAUGUAAACGAUUUACCUGAUACUCCUCCAGAAUGGACAAGUUUCUUCACGUCCGAGCAGUUCUAUGAGCAAUCAGAACAAACUUUCACAGUAACAGCUAUAGACGGAGAUUAUGGAUUAAAUUAUGAAAUAAACUACAUGGUACUAUGGGAAGAUGACGAGGAAGCCAAUUACAUUAGCAUCGACAACAAUGGAACGAUAUCCGUGAAACCAAUCGAUAGGGAUAAAGAUGACAUUUCUACAUAUGUAUUUGGAAUCGUGGCAUACGAGGUGCCCGAUCCGAUUUGGAACACAUCGUUGACAAUAACUUUCUUCGUCCUCGACAUAGACAAUAAUCCGCCCUUGGUAAGGUGGAUUAUGGACGCCUCAUUCGAUAAUGUAACUUUCCCUGUAGACGACGAUACUGAGAAAUCUACAGAAAUGCGUUUCCUAGAGAACACCGAUGGAACUUUGAAUCUCACGAUUUUCAUAAGAGACAUCGAUACGGGGGAAAACGCACAAUUUUCAGUGGAAUUAGAAGAUCUUGAGGAAAAUGAGAUAACGUAUACAGAUGCUUUUAUGAUCGUUCCAACAGCUGGAUACAGGACGGGGCAAUUUCAAAUUACUGUAAGGAAUGUUACUUAUAUAGAUUAUGAGCUGCCCGGUUGGAUAGACAUUAGUUUUAAUGUUCUAACAAGAGGUGUAUUAGACUCAACCAAGGAAGAUCGUAUAUUGGUAAAAAUUACUUUAAUAGAUUACAAUGACGAAACCCCUGAAUUUGAGGAGACCGAGUAUUCUGUAUCUAUUAACGAAACUGCCAAAAAGGGUGAAUUUAUAAUACAGAUCUUGGCAACGGAUCUUGAUGCAGAGGAUAAAAUUUUAGAGCACAGCCUAAUUGCGUCUACACAUGCGAGUCAAAUUUUAGAAAUCGAAUCAGAUACAGGAAAUAUAUAUGUGAGUGCAGAUAAUGCAUUUGACUAUGAUACAGUUAACCCGAUAUUCGUCCAAGUUAGAGCCACUGAUAAAGUUGGCCACACCGCUACUGUACCGUUAACCAUAAACUUAAUCGAUGUCAACAACAAAGCACCAACUAUAUCUGUGGGUGACCCAAUUAACGUUGAUGAAAAUCAACAACCGGGUACAGCUCUAAAUUCAAGCAUAACGGCCUCAGAUAUGGAUACCACCGCAGAGUUGUCAGCGGAGAUAGACUGGGAUGCGUCUUAUGUCAUGAAAAAUUCACGAAGACUGGAUAUGGAUAAUGAGACAAUUAGCCAGCAAGUAAAGUUCUUAGAUGUGGAAUAUCGGAGAGUGGAUGAAUCAGAUGAUACUAAUAGAGACAUAGCAAUUGAUUUAAUAGUAAACGAAAAUAAUCCUAAUGGGACAACUCCCGAUUUCGAACUCUUCGAUUCAUUAUUCAUCUCUUUGAAAGUUACGGAUUGGAUGACUGAUCCUGAGUUCAUGGACAAACAAAACACAUCAGUGAUCAUACUAAUCAGUAUAAAUGACAUAAACGAUAAUACUCCAUACUUCCCGGAGGCGAAUUUGCCGGAAUCCGAAAGAGAAAAUAGAACAGUUCAAGAGUUCGCACCAAAAGGGACAUCUGUCAGUUCCAUAGUAGCAAUUGAUCUUGACGUUGGGGACACUGUAACGUACGACUGCACGCCAGUUGAUUCGAACUUCGACUGGAUUGAUGCCAAUAACGCAACUGGAGCAUUUACUGUGAAGGACUCAAAUCUGGUAGAUGCAGAUACGGAGAAAACAUUUUAUUUCAACUAUUCUUGUACGGCUAGUGAUGAUGGUUAUACACAUACUUCCGAACCAAUGAUAGUCCCCUUUUAUAUAAUCGACACGAACAACCAAGUUCCUACUAUAACAAUUGACGAAACAGUAUACGUUGAUGAGAAGAGCGAUCCAAAUACAGAGGUAGCUGAAGUCGGCACCCAUGACGAUGACAGAGACAUUCCAUUCCACACUGUUGCGUGUAAUUUGGAUAGAACACAGACGUGCUCAGAUAAAUUUAUAAUUGUCGAUAAUGUAAUACUAGUGAGACAUGGCCAUGACGAUAUAGACAGAGAUAAAGGAGAUCCAAGUUACAGUUGCCCUAUGACAUGCCAAGACAAUCCAGACCUUUUACAAAAUGACAGGAACCCCAAUUCUGUAACCAAAACAAUAACAAUUCGGUUGAGGGAUAUUAACGACCAUACCCCAGAAGUUUUGACCGAGGCAUUAGAUACUUCCGAAGACGUCGAAAAGGGUGAUAUAAUUGGAAUAAUAGUAGCGACAGAUAUAGACGAGGGAGAUAACGCUGAAAUAGAUUUUGAAGUCAUAAGCAUUGAAAACUCCAAUAACGAAGAUAGUUCUGGUUUGUUUGAUGUUACUACAGAUGAAAAUUACCGUGUGAAUUUGACUCAUAAGCAGGCAAAUCUGAUUGCGUCUCAAGAUUUGAGAGGGGCAUUUGGAACUUAUACUGUAGCAAUUCAGGUUGCCGAUAGAGGGGACCAACCUAAUGUAGCCAAUUAUUCCAUAACGGUAGAAGUUGAGAAAUUCAACUUUGAACCACCACGAUUUAUAUAUCCAAGUGAAGAUGGCAAGAGCGUCUUGCUAUUGUCAGCGCAGACUCCAUUCAGUCCACUUAUCUUAUUCAGAACAGAAGACUCGGAGUAUCUUCAGGACUUCUAUGCUAGUGACAGUUCAGAAAGUGACAUCUGCGAAAAAUGGGACAUAGUCAUUACCUUUGAACAAAUAUCACCCGAAGAGGAAACAAUAUUCGCUAUAUCCAACACUGACACGUGCACAGGACAACUGCAAGUGAACAACCGCUUCGAUGCAGACUCCGUCUUAGGAGUAACUUACAAUUUGAAGCUGAUUGCUACAGCCAGAGAGGGAGAACCCCAAUCUGGAGAGGCAUCUUACACAAGUGAGACGAACAUAACAAUAAACUUCUUAGACAACAACCAGAAGCCCGUGUUCAGCUGUACAUCAAUGGAAUUCAAAUUCAGGGAAGAAAAACUGGAUCAAACACAAAAAUUGGAUUGCGUAGCAUCAUACGAAGUAGAAGAUGAGGAUCUGCCAGUAUUUUAUUACAUAUAUCCGGAGUCUUCGAAUGAUGUAAUAGAUAAUACCUUUGAAGUAGAUGAGUUCACUGGCGUGAUAUCCCUGAAAAAAGUUAUCAGUUUCAAAGAAAAUGAACAGUUAGAAUUUAAGAUUGUAGCAUCUAACGACUCGUCACCUACUAGUCACAAUCCCUCCUCAUUUUUAAGUGUCACAUGUAACGUGAUUGAAAUCAACAAUAAUUGGCCGCAAUGGAGUAGGGACAAAUUCUUUGGUGCUGUAAUGGCAGGAUAUUCUUCGAGCACUAUUAUUUUGACACUUGAGGCUACAGAUGCAGACAAGAUAGAUCAGGGCAAACUGACGUACUUCCUAAACGGGACAGUUAACGUCAUUGGUUCAGGAUUGAACAAUAUACAAGAGCCAUUCUUGGUAUCUGAAUCAUCUGGAGAAAUUAGACUGAACUUCCAAGUGGACAGUAUUAUGUCUGGAUAUUUUCAAUUUGACGUAACCGUAUGGGACGUCAAAGAUCAGUUCGGAAACGGACCACACGGGAACACGACUUCUGUAACAAUUUUCAUAAUAACAAGCGAUAAUACCGUGGAUUUCAGAUUCUACAACACUGUAGACGAAGUUCAGGACCAAGAAGUUGGAAUGUUGGAGGUGAUUUCUGAAAUAAUAGGCUACGAGGCGUAUAAACAAGAUAUCCUGAAAGCGACUGAGGAUGGCGUAGAAUUGACAGAUAGAACACUGGCUAGCCUCUAUUUCAUAAACAGCACUACCAUAGAGGCCAUAGAAUCUAGUACGAUUCUGAGAAUGGUGUCCAACAUAAACACCUUCUCAGAACUAGUUGUGGAGGUAAGGAACAGAACUGGACUGACCCUUAUGAGCUUCCCAGCCACCGCCACAUCCACAGAGAAUUUAGAAGAAGUGCUGAAGGCUUGGCUCGUGGGUGUAUCAGUUGUAUUGGGCGCGCUCUGCUUGAUCCUGUUGGUCACAUUUGUACUGAAGACAAGAGAAUUGAAUAACAGAAUUAAGAAAUUAACUACGAACAAAUUUGGAUCCCAGGAAUCAGGUCUUAAUAGGCUGGGUAUUUCUGCUCCAACUACCAACAAACAUGCUAUAGAGGGAUCUAAUCCCAUAUUUAACAUCAACAGCGACGAUGUUAAGAAAGACCUAUCCAAAUUUGAUGAAUACGACGCACACAGUAUAAGGAGUGGAGACUCCGACCUUAUAGGAAUUGAAGACAACCCAGAGUUUGAUUAUCAUCCAUCAGCGCCACAUGUUCCAAAUGGUAGCCAUUCCUAUAUGUAAAUAGAUUAUGUUGCGUGCGUUAUAUUUAAGUAACAAUUAAGUUAUUAAAUUAAAUAUGUAUUGUAUAUAGGUAAGUUGUAAAUACAAUGUAAGAUAAUAAAAACUAUUUUA
Messenger RNA from Anoplophora glabripennis (Asian longhorned beetle), 5359 nucleotides. RefSeq names its product cadherin-related tumor suppressor. The record is from RefSeq and is a predicted model, not a curated record. The transcript has 31 exons. Gene Ontology annotation, biological process: homophilic cell-cell adhesion. Bases 164 to 5248 code for a protein of 1694 amino acids. Gene Ontology annotation, molecular function: calcium ion binding. Lineage: Eukaryota; Metazoa; Arthropoda; Insecta; Coleoptera; Cerambycidae. Gene Ontology annotation, cellular component: plasma membrane.